Messenger RNA from Hyaloscypha bicolor E, 1719 nucleotides. RefSeq lists its product as uncharacterized. Gene Ontology annotation, biological process: GPI anchor biosynthetic process. The coding region runs from base 1 to 1719 and encodes 572 amino acids. The transcript has 2 exons. Gene Ontology annotation, cellular component: endoplasmic reticulum. The record is from RefSeq and is a predicted model, not a curated record. NCBI's taxonomy places the organism in Eukaryota, Fungi, Ascomycota, Leotiomycetes, Helotiales, Hyaloscyphaceae.
AUGUUCUUCGUUUCUGUGCUCCGUUAUGCACUAUGUAUUCUAGUGCCACUCUCCUUUCUUCUUUCCUCUUACCUGUACCUUUACCCUGUAUUCCAUCUCUGCGCGUUUCCCGCCCCUGAAGACCCUCCCAAGUCAGCAUUUCUGAACACCCUCCGACAGCACACCCUCUCCUCCCAAAAUUCCAGCAAGAUAGCACCCUUCCGACUUCUCACGCUCGGCGACCCCCAACUCGAAGGGGACUCUUCCAUCCCCGACGCAGAAGCUGCCACCUUUCCCAACUUCUCGAAGUUCCGGAGAGAUGCUCUGCUCCUUGAUGGCACGAAGCACAACCCUCUGCAACGACUACGGCAUAGUCUGCACGAUCUAAUCGAUUUCCUCCUCGACGAUAUUCCCAAAGCUCUCGAAGUCUACCGCAAGCGUCUCGAUCACAUUGGCAAUGACUAUUAUCUUGGACACAUAUACCGAACGUUGCAUUGGUGGACGGAUCCUACACAUGUCACGGUCCUUGGGGACUUGGUUGGGAGUCAAUGGAUAGACGAUGAUGAAUUCGAACAUCGCGGAUGGAGAUACUGGAAUCGUGUCUUCAGGGGUGGAAUUCGCGUCUCUGAGGAGGUUGCCUCACAACCCGCGGAAGACUUCCAGGACACCAUCAUACUUGGGGAUGAUGCUGAGGCGUGGAAGAAGAGGAUCAUAAACGUUGCUGGGAACCACGACAUUGGAUAUGCCGGUGAUCUGUCUCAGGAGCGAAUGGCCCGGUUCACACGGGUCUUUGGGAAAGCAAACUACGAGCUACGAUUUCAGCUUCCUGUUAACUCGACGCCGGCCACAAACACAUCGAGAAAGGUUACACUGGAAGGUGGGGAUGACAGUGAAGCAGAUGGAGAGGAAGAGAAACCAGUCCCCGAACUCCGAAUCGUAGUCCUCAAUGACAUGAACCUCGAUACUCCCGCUGGCUCCACGGAACUGCAAGACGAAACCUACAAUUUCCUCAACCAAAUCAUCACCACCUCGCACGAUGUAACGCGGCCCGCCCACUUCACGCUUGUCCUAACACAUAUCCCCAUGUACAAAAAGGGCGGGAUCUGCGUCGACGGGCCGUUCUUCGAUUUCUUCGACGGCGAAUUUAGCGACGGCGUCAAAGAGCAGAAUCACCUGUCUGCGGAUGCAUCGAAAGGCUUCCUGGAGGGUAUCUAUGGCAUGAGCGGCGAUUCCUGGGUCCCAGGCCAUGGAUUCGGGAGGAAUGGAGUGGUGUUGAACGGACAUGAUCACGAAGGCUGCGAUGUGUACCAUUACAUCAACCAGUCGGCGACUCCGGAGCGGUAUUGGCAGGCCGCGUCAUGGGCUGAAGCUGAAUCGGGAAGAUACGACGACGAAGCGGGGGUUGUUGGAUUGAGAGAAAUUACCGUGCGAAGUAUGAUGGGUGAUUUUGGCGGCAAUGCCGGGCUGCUGAGUCUUUGGUUUGAUGAAGAGACGCGGGACUGGAGGUUUGAAUUUGUGAAUUGUAAAUUGGGGACGCAGCAUAUUUGGUGGGUGGUGCAUAUCCUGGAUCUGAUUACAUUCGGCGUUGGGAUUGCGUACGCUGGCUUCGUGCUCGUGCCAAAAGAGCCUAAGAGUAACGAGCAUGCGAAGCGGCCGGAGAAGAAGGAGAAUGGGACAGUACAUAUGCCGAAAAUCGACGGUAAUCUCGACUCUCCAAGAGCAGGAAAGAAAAGUUUUUAG